Pocillopora damicornis (cauliflower coral) is the source of this 12637-nucleotide messenger RNA. RefSeq lists its product as uncharacterized. NCBI's taxonomy places the organism in Eukaryota, Metazoa, Cnidaria, Anthozoa, Scleractinia, Pocilloporidae. The record is from RefSeq and is a predicted model, not a curated record.
UCUAGACAGCCUGGUCCACGAUACAAUAUGCAUUUAUUUCAAUUUCAGGAAGAUCAUCUUUCGUUGCCUCAAGCGAAGGGACAGAAAAAGGCAUGUAACAGUCACCAACACCAAGAAAACAAGAGUGACUUUCCGUAAAAUAACAUUCAAGGUUGAUAUUUCCGAGCCUUUUUUAGCCGGUAACUCUUUAUCACUUAUAAUGCGCUUGGUGGAAAUGUUUCGCAUGUUUUCCGGUUACGGCUGGUAUGAUCCUAAAAAAUCCAAAGAUUUAUCAUCAUUCAACACUUAGAUAGUCUUGUAUUACGGUACGUCACAGAUUUGUAACUUGAACGCGGUUCUUGGCUGCAGUAAUCGUUUGGCUAGCAUCUUGAUGAAACAGUAGAGUUCUUGCGUGAAAAGGUUGAUGUUUUGAACUUCGACUGAGGAGUUAUCUGGUCCACGAAGCCUCGGAGGAUGACAACCGAAGCUUGCUUCAUCUUAAGUCCAAAACAUGUUACUCGCGGAAGAUCACCUUUGAAAGUGAUGAAGUUCAACUAACAGCAUUGUUAUGACUUCUGAGGAAGAGGUGGAGAAGAUGUCUGCGCAAGUAACCAGCCAAGAAGAAAUGGCUUCCUCUUCACCUGACAAUCGUGAAAAAGCUGAACAAAGUCAGAACCCUAAUGGCACUCCUGGACAUGCCGAUAAUGAACGAGAUCUACUCGAAGCAAGCCAAGCAACUGCAACUUCAUCCGAAAAUAGUUCGUCCCUCAAAUGCGCCUUGAGACUUAAAGAACUAACGACUCAAAUGAACAGCGUAGGUAAUCGACUCCAGGCGCAGCUUGUUUCUCUGCAUGAAACAGUUUGUAAAGGAACGGAGACUUCCCAAGGAGUUAAUACAGACUUCAAUUUGUUUUCCCCUGAGCUAGUUGAUAAGUUACAAGGCAGUACCUCUGACCUCAGCGCUAAAGUGAAGGUUUUGGAGAGUUAUUUGGGAGAAGCGCAACAACUGUUGACUCUUCAAGAGAAGCUAAACAAUGGAGUCAAUGGCUUGAAUGGGGUCUCGUCUUGUCGAGAGAAAAAUCAAACAGAGAAACAACUCGAAUCAAAACUCGCCGAAAUAAGUGGGAAACAAGAAGCGAUUGAUGAGGAGAGAUCGAGACAAGACAUGGAUUUCUUGAACACUAACGGAAACAUAGACGACCACGAGAAAUUUGAUGGAAAAGAAAGUGAUGGUAUUACCAGACUGGAUAAAUUGGAAUUAGACAAUCAAAACUUUAAGAAGCAAUUGAAAAUAAUUAAAAAUAAAUUAGACGAACGAGGACUUUUAGAUGAUGAGCUCACAGCACUUACAAAUGUCCAAUCGAUACUUGGCGUCAAAUAUGAGGAUUUUUCUGCCUCAGAUGAACUUGUCAUCUUACAGAAAGAGAGAAAGGUUCUUCUUACGACUAUUAGUAAACUGCAAAGUCGAGAAAGCAGCGACAGCAAGGAACAAAUUGAUAUUAACACCAGUGAUAAAGCGGUCCAAUGUAAAAUCAACAUUUUGGGUCAAUUAAGUAACCAAGGCGCGUCGCUAUCCAGUGAAUUUGAAGAGCUGAAGAAGCUUUCAGGCGAGCUGCAGGCGGAAGUGGACGAACUAGACGAAGAAAACAAAACUAUGGAGGAAGAAACUUUUAAAUUGAAGGAGGAAAAAAGAGUGCUCGAAGACAGCGUGAACAAGUUGAGAGCUCAAAUAACUGAUGCGUUGGAUUCGAGUUUUGAGGAAAUGGAGCAUGUACAUCACGAGAAGGAAGAGCUUCAGGUCCGGUUGCAAUUUAUGGAGGCUGACAACAAAAAACUACGUGACACCUUUGCUGAGCUGUCGAAGAAGAAUGCGGAUUAUUUGGAAGUCGUGCUGGACGAAAUUGAAAGAAAGGAUUCCCUUGAGGAUGCUGUGGACUAUUUGAGUACCGAGGUCGAGAAGCUUAAUGAAAUCAAUAUCCAAGCGGUGUACAGUACCAAUGAAGCAUGUCCCCCCAGGGACACAACGCUAAAAUUUCAUAACUCCAGCCUUUUGAGUGAAAUGAAAACAUGUAAAGAGUUAAUAGAUUCACAAAGAGAACAGAUACGGCAACUUCAAGUGGACAAAAGAGAUAUCGAAGACAGUUAUAUCAAUCUUAAGAGAGAGGCGCUUAUUUUGCGGACGAAGCAAGGCGAAAGGACUUCUCUGAGGUUGAAAAGCAUCGAAAACCUCGCUGCUAGUAUGCAACCCACUCGGAAAACUUCAGUCGAACGAUGUGAAUAUCUUAAACAAGAAAUCCUUCGCCUGACCAAGCGCGGAACUGAAUUGGAAAAUUCAAUAAGAACGUUGAAAUCCGACAACUCCAACCUUGAGGAGGAAAAGGUUUGUCUGCUAGACUCUUUGUUACAUCAACUUGAAAAGAACGAAUCCCUUCAGGUGCAAAACGAUGAACUCAAGAGUACAAUUAAACAAAACAAUGGCGAUAAAGAGCUCGGAAAACCGUCAACUAAACUCCUACUGGAUAACGAACUAAGUACAACAACCCACGAUCGUGAUACGGAUGUGAAUGGAAAUGUGUCCGAAUGCGAAAAUCACACUCGACUGCUAACGAGCGAAGACACAGCACACGAAAAUGGCUCUGACACGAAGUACGCAAUCGACGAGUCACGGGAGAGGUCAUAUCAACUUGGUGAACAGCUGCAAAGUUUACAAGAGCGUGUGCUUGAAGUUGAAAAGGAAAAAGAGAGGAUUCAGAUAGAUUUAAAAGACACCUACAAAAAUGAGAAAGAGCUUCGAGAGAAGGUCGCACAUUUGAAAAACGAAUGCACAGUUUUAAAGAAUCAGUUGAAAAAGAACAAAGAAGUUUCAGACACGCUUCAAGGAUGUCUUCAAGAAGCACACGAAGAGAAAGAAGAGCUUGUCGAGUCUUUGGACGAGGUCAGCGAAGAGAAGACCACUUUGGAGAAGAAGAUUGAGAUAACGGAGAAGGAACUCAACGAGUUGAAGGAGAAAUACCAGCGUUUGCAGAAUGAGUUUGACUCUGUUUCAGUUGGGGCACAAAAUGUUGACAAAUCCAAAGAGCAGAUGAAAUCUAUUCGCGCUAAACUAUUCGAGCUCUACGAAUCCCUGACAGAUAAAGAAAAGGAUAGUGCAUCCGAAGAACUCAGUACGGGAGCUCCAGAAUCGACAUCGUUAGACGAACAAGGCAACAGCAUACUUUCAUUGGCCGAGAAAGUUCGCAGAGAAGUCAACCUCCUCAAGAAAGAACUCAGAAGAGUGAAAAUUGAACAGGAGCACUUAAAGACGAAAUUCGACACGUCUCAAACGGAGAAAUUAUCACUGCAGAAGUAUGUUCGAGAGCUUGACGAGAAGAGGAGGCAAGUGAAGAGUUUUAUCACAAAACUCACUGAAGAAAAAGAAGUAAUUUCGGAGCAAAUGGAGGAAAUAAAACAACAGAAGAACAAUUUAGCUGACGCUCUGGAAAAUGUCUAUCAAAGCAAAGAGAGUCUGCAAUGCCAGCUAGAAGAUGCGUUGUGUAAGCAGCAUGAAAACAGCAAGUCGGUAACUGAGGCAUCUGCAGAGGUCCAAAGCUUGAAGAAGUCGCUUUACAAAAUGGCUGGAGAGCGAGAUACUUUGAAAGAUGCACUACUUGAAACCACAAAAGAGCUGCAAAUGGUGAGGACCUCUGAGGCAAAAUGGAAAGAAAAAGCUACGGGCUCUCAAGUAGAGGCUGACCAAAGCGUACAAGAAACAAACGACGCAGGCAACAAAGUUGACGAAAGCGAAGUCAUUAAUCGCCUGCAUCUAGAAAACGACGGGCUGAAAAAGCAGUUAGAAAUGUUGAAAACGACUCAACUUUCUCCGCAGGAAGAAGCCUCUGGAAGAAGCUCGGUCGUCACGGGUGAUAUUCCGGAGAAGUUGGCGGAACCUGAAGAUCAAUUGCAAUCAACAAUGGCUUCAGAGUAUGGAAACAGCUCGGAUGUUUUUGAAAUGGUUACUUCUUUCGGGAUGAGAUCUUUCGAAGAAUCGUCCAAUGCUGGUACGGAGUUGCCGGUUUCAAGCGAAGCGAACUCCUGGCUUGAAAGUGGACCACUUGAUGAGGAAGAAGCAUUUGAAGUUCGUUUCAGUAAAGUGUGCGCAGAAAAUAAAACAUUAGAAGCGCAACUUCGACGAAGCACCGAAGAGAACGAACAACUAAAGAUUUGGUUUGAAUCAGUCUCAGCUGAGAAGGAAGUCAUGGAAAAAGAACAAGAAUCGAUGAGCAAGGAGAACGGAGAACUGCUACGGGAUCUGGAAAGACUGAGGCAAUCCCUUGACGAGGUUUCGAACCAAAACAAUGUUGAGGACGAACCCGGAGAAAAUCUUAAAGCUGCUCUGGAAGAAAAAACUAAAGAGAGCGCGAAGCUUCGAGAAGAUUUGCAAAAACAAGAAGAUGAAAGACAGGAGUUGACACAAGCUCUUAAACUGGCUAACAUGCGCAAAAAGUCUUUGGAAAAUGAAGCAAAUGAAUCGUGGGAAAGAGCUGAAGCUCUCGAAAAAUCAUUAAAAUCCAUCAAACAAAAGAAUGAUUCACUUUCGAAGGACAUCUCUGCUUUAAAGAAGGAGAAAGAGGGUCUUAAUAACUCUUCAGAAAAACUAGCUCAGGACUAUAAGAGGCUGCAGCAAAAUCUCGACGCGCUGAAGAAAAAGCUUGAAAACGCUGAGGAGGAAAAAGGCGAAAAGAAUGAAAAGGUUGUUACACUCUCGAAAGAUGUGAAAUUGUUGCAAGAGCAGCUCCUAGAAAAAUCACACUCCCUGACCGAGUUAGAGAACAAACUAGAGAAUACCAUUAAGGAAAAUGGAGAUCUUCAUACCCAGCUUGAAGCCCAGGAGACCAAGCAAGAACAACUCGUGAAAGACUACAAGACGCUUGAGGAAAAUCAGGCGAGGGUUCAAACAGAAAUGAUCGAAGAAAAUAAAAAUCUCAAAAAGAAGGAAAGUGAGCUAGAAAGUACAGUUAAAGAGCUAUGUGAUGAAAUAAAAAACCUGAAGAGUUCGUUGAAGGACGCUGAAGAUAAGCUUGGCACCAUCGAGGAGGACAUAGAUGUGAAGGAAGAAGAAAAAGCCAGUAACUUAAAAGAACAAGUGGAAAAACUGCGAGGCGAUAAAGAAUCUCUAAAGCGCAAGUUAGAGGAAACAGAAAACGAGAGCAGCACAGCGAGAGAACAACUUAAGGAACUGAAAAACCAAGCCUCGGAAUUGCUUUUGUUUAUAGACCGAUCGGUCGAGAAGAACCCUACGAAAAUGUCUCACAAAGCUGCACAAGAGGACACAAGUCACGUUCGUUACGUCUGUGAUUACAUAGAAGCUAUCUUAGAGGAAAAAGCUAUUUCAGAAACAAGGCUGAAAGAAGAAAUGACAAAUUUAGAAAGAGCAGAAAAAACAUUACUAGAACUGAGGAAUGAGCUGCAAACACUGACAGAGAGACUUGAGAAGGCUGAAGAUUCAAAUCGUUUAAUUGAAGAGGACAACAAACAACUAAUACAAGAACGAGCCGAGCUGACGCUUCAGCUCGAAGAAGCACUGGACGGUGAUCAAACGGAAGAGCAGUCUUCAAAACCGAAACGUUCUGCCCGGGAGGAGGUACGACUAUCGCGCGAAAUCAAUGACGUUCGGACUCUUAUUGACAAGCUAAGUUUGCAAAAAGAAAAACUGGGUGCAGCAUUGGCGAAUAAAGAGAAGCAAAUCGCUGCUGUUACGGCCGAAGCCACUGAAAAGACGAGGAUGUUGGAGCACAAGGAAAGAGAAGCUGAGUCGCUGAGCCUCACGAAGGCAGAAGUGGCUGUAGCUUUGGAAAUGGCGAAGGAUGGCUCAGAGAAACUUCUCGCGGAGCUUGGACGCGAGAGGAGUAGAGUCGAAACUUUACAGCUGGAGUUGGAGAACGAGAAGAAACAGCACUAUCACAACCAACAGGAGAAGUCUGAUCUGACAGCUUGUGUAAGCCGGUUGGAGGAAGAGAAAAAAUCCUUUAAGAUUGCUGAAACUAGAUGUAGAGAUCUCGAGAAACGUUUAAAGAAAGCAGAAGAAGAGAAUCUUCAGAUUCAAGCACUGAACAACGAUCUUACGGCAAAUCUGAAAUCUCAAAAUGCUAUAUUAGCUUCGGUGAAGAAGGACGCUAAAGAUCAUGAGUAUAAAUGGAACAACGAGCUGGCCCAGAAGGACGAGUUACUCCGCUCACUGAAUCAGGAUAUUAAGAAGUCAAAUAUCUCCUUUUCCGAGAUGCUAAGAGUUGUAGACGAGCAGAAAACCAAAAUUGCUAACCUUGAUAAAGAGUGUAAACAAAAUGAGAAGUCACGAAAAGAGGUAGUCGAGGAAAGAAAUGUCCUGCAAAAGAAGUUGAAAGAAGAAGCAGAUGCUAAUGAUGCGUUGACCCUUAAGCUACAAGAGAUGGAAAGAGCUGUAUUUAAUCAUAGCGAAGAAAACGAAGAUCUUCAAAAACAAAUCGCAGCUAGUGACAUUGAGAAACACCUUUUACAGAGAAAGCUACAGGACGUGGAAGAACAAAUGAAUAGUAAAGAGAAACGGCUAGCCGAUCUAAAAAGAAGCACACAGUCUCUAGUGGAUGAGCGAACUCAUUCCAAGAUAGGGAUAGCUGCGCUCCAAAAAGAUCUUACCGAGAAGACUUUGUCUCUAGAAAAGGCGCGUAAGGAACUGAGUGAUUUAAGAGGGUCAAUUGACAAAGGAAAAGGAAAAUUUGAGCAAAUGAAAGUGGAAAACCUGGAGCUGAAGAGGUCACUAGAAAAUGCAGAGAGCAAACUGCGAAGAGCGGAAACAACGUCAGCAAAAACAAAAGAACAAAAUGACAAACUGAAAAAGAAGCUCGAAGCUAUCGAGGAAGAGAUGGCCGCCUUAAAUACAGCUUUCGCUGAAGCACAAACAAAGGAAAAAACUCUACUUAUCGAAAUGAAGACUGAAACAGAACGGAUCGAAAAUGAGUUGGAAACACUAACAAGUGAAUGUGAAACUCUGAGGGGAAAAUUGGAUGACGCAGCUGAUGAGAAGAGCGAGCUUGAACGAGAACUUCAGCUUGAAAGAGAUGGUAGGAAGAGGACUGAAGAACAAUUGAUCACAAUUUCAAACGAGCUAGGAACUUUGAAGGUUUCAGUACAAACGGUCGCUCAAGAUAACGAGAACCUAAAACUAACCUUGCAGGACCAAGAGAAAGAGCGUACAAGCAAAAAAGACGUUUCUUUAGAUGAGAUGGACUCAGGAAGUUUCGGAAUUGGCGAGGAAGCAAUCUCAUGUGCCCAGGAAGGCGAACUUUCAUCUGCAGCAGAAGUGAAUUUUAGUUUGGAGUCCACUCCAAACGAUCAAGAUACUCUUGAGGAUAAACUUGCAAAACAACGCCAGUUAAAUGCAGAUUUAUAUGAAGAACUGGACGAACUCAACGAUGAAAAAGACGAACUGAACGAAAUCAUUGAAGAAUUGAGGUCGAAAACAAAGAAACUGGAACGAGACAUGGAUGCUUUGAUCGAGGAAAAAGAAACUCUGGAGGAUAAACUGGACGAGAAUGCCAAACGUUACAAAGAGGAGCUUGGAUCUCUGACGGAUGGAAAUAAGGAGCUGUCCAGAAAGUUAGAGGUCUUACUUAGGGAUAAAAAUACCCUUCGCGAGGAGAUUAAAACAAAGGAACAGAAGAACCGCAAAGCAGUAGAGGAUGGGAAAAGGUUGGAAGAUUCACUAGAGAAGAGCACUUUAGAAGUGAAACGCCUUACUCUUGAAGUAAACCGCCUCUCCAAAGAGAUCGACAAGGAAGUGCCAAAAGGUCUGACAGAGGAGCUCGCUGAAAGCGACGAAAGAAUGAAGGAGCUUGAGUACAAACUGGAUCAGCUGAGCCUUGAACAUCAAGCACUGAUGACUGAGUUGGCAGAGAGAAAGAACGAAAAUGCAACCUUGCGUGUGGCAGUGGAGGAAGCGACACUCUCCAAAGAAGAUUGUGAGAGGAAAUUUGGAGAUGCAGAAAAAGAACUAUAUGACGAACUCGAUGAAGUACAACAAGAAUUGGAAAGCAAGAAGAAUACAAUUGCAUCUCUUGAAGAGCAACUUUCUAAGUUUAAACGAUCCGAAUCUGAGCGAAAACAAGCCCUUAAAAAGAUCUCAGACGAAACAUCGGUUAAAGACUUUCAAAAGCAGCUCAGAGAAUCCAACGACGAAUUAAAAGAAAAGAACAAGAUGAUUUCAACUUUGAAGGACGAAAUUACUGACCUUAAAAGAUCCAAACAAAAACUAGAACGAGAACAAAAACAGACGACAGCUGAUAAAAAAACGUUAAGCGACCUUCAGAACAAGCUCGAGAAGUUGCAAAAGGAAUUACAGGUGAAAAACAAAACGAUUACUUCUUUAAACGAAGAAAUUGCUGAACUCAAACGAUCAAGUCAUGAGCAAAAGAAAGAGAUGCAAGAUAAACUUGAAGAAUUGAAAAGAGAGAUGGUCGCAAAAGAUCAAAAAAUUACAUCACUUACAGUGAAUGCCGAUCAAAAGAAAAUGAGUCGUGAUCAAAUUGACAGAAAUGAAGAGAUAACGCCAGAAAAGAUGACGAAAGGCGAUGAAAUUACUCUCCUCAAACAUGAGCUUGCAGAAAAAGAGAGAAAAAUUGGUUUGCUAGAGGAAGCGAUAGUCGACCACAAACGAACAAUUUUUGAACAGGAAAGGGAAUUCGACGAGAAGGAAGCGAGUUUGGCGACAGCUCGUGAAGAGUUUUACAAGGGUUUGAGAGAAAGAUGCGAAGAUGAGGAACGACUUGAAAGCCUGAGACGGGCAAAUAAUCGACUUCAGGAAGCGCUGAAUAUUGCCCGGGAGAAGGAGAGUAAACUAAAGAAAGACCUAAAAGAAGCAACAGAUCGAGGAUUCACGCCGAGUGGGCAAAGAGAGAGAGGCGCUCUUGACAACGAGUUUUUAGAAGUGCGUUAUGAAGUUGAGACGUUGCGUAAGCUUUCGUACGAUGAGCGCGCGGAGAAAAAUUCUCUGAGAAAGACAAGUUUAGAAUUAAAAAGAUCCCCGAGUGACACGAAAGACAAAGACGGCAAAGACUGGGACAAAGUCAAGGAACUGAGGAGAGAAAAAGACUGUCUGUUCACAGAAAACCAAACAUUGAAGAAAACAGUGAGAGACCUGACUGUGGAGCUUGAAAUAAUAAGGAAAGAGAUGGUAUUUAAAGAGAUUGGAAAUUCGAAACAACAGAAGAAUGAGUUAUCGUUCUCCAAAGAAGCUAUCGAAAGAAAAAAUAAGGCGAUUGAAACCGAACUUCAUGAAACAAAAUACAGUUUGAAUGUCUUAGAAAAGCAGCAUGGUGAUUUAAAAGACAAAUUCCGGAAGCUAGAGGAAGAUCGUACAAACGUGGAUAAUGAUAGGAUAAAACUUGUAGACGACGCACAUGCAUUUAAAGUAAAGAUGGAGAAGAAAAAUCAAGAUCUUUUGUCCAAGCUUGAAGCUAAAGAACAUGAAGCCAUAUCUCUGCAAGAAAGAGUCGAAGGUCUCAGUGCCCUAGUACGAAAAUUCGAAAACGAUGUCCGUAGCUUGGAGAAAGACAAAGAAGACCUCGCGUCACAAGUUCGUUUGCUUGAGUAUGAUAAAGAACGAAUCGAGGAGAUAAACAAACAGCAAAAGGCUCAGACUGAAAAGCUUCUUCUUGACAGCGGAAGCCAGAAAGAUUUAAACAACAAGUUAAGGACCAUGUUCUCAGAAAACGACAGACUGGAAGGAAUGAAUAACAAAUUACAAGCGGACUUAAGGGAGCUGUACCGGGAGGUCGAUAGGAAAGAGGAAGACCAGAAAAAACUUAUUGAGGAACUACACGAAAUGGCGCUGAAGGUUAAGCAGCUCGAGAAGGAGAAGCAAAACGAAGCAUCUCUCAAAGAGCAACUUGCCGAGCAACUGAUGGAGAAAGACAACGCUAUGAAGACGAAGACAAAGAUCCUGUCUACCCGUUUAGAUGGGCUAUUGAAAGAAACUGAAAAUCUCAAAGAUUCUUCGGGAAAAAUGGAGCAAAUGGCAUUUGAUUACAGACGAUUGGAAGACGAAAACUUGCAGCUUAUAGAAGGCGCAGAGAAAUUACGUGAAGAGAUUGUUGGUCUGCAAAAGGAGAACGAUCUUCUACGACGAGCUUGUCAACAGUUGAGAGGAAGAAAGUCCAUCACAGAAGAUAAAAUCGUUCUUGAUGGUUCAAAUACGGAACUUAGAAGCGACCCAUACCCCAGAAAAGGCUCACUGAAUAAACCGUCAGUCCAUAAAUUCCAACCUAUCGAGGAAAGAGUUUCUGCAGAGGAAAAAAGUGAGCUGAACGCGAUGAGCAGUAGAGACCUUCAAGAGCUUCGUCGAAGAUCACAUGAUCCAGUUCCCAGCGAUAUAAAAAUAUCUAAAGGAACGCUAGCACCCAUGCCCCCUUGGACAGGAGAGGCAAGGGGCCACCAGUCCCCAAAGGACCGACAAAGGUCAAACAGUACACCAGUGGUGAAACGUUUCCCUUCAGGGGCACCAGAGAUACGACGGGAGGCAGCCCCACAUCCCAAGGGCCCCUCGCCACCCUCAACGGAUUCAAGCCGUAGCUCAGAAGCAGACCGCAGUAUUUGCUCCAGGAGCUCAUAUUGUAGUCCUAUCUUGUCCGUGGUGGAUAUGUGCCCCCUGCACCGGAACCCCUCGAUGGAACGUCCUCCGAAUCAAUGUCCCAUUUGUAAGAAAGAGAGAAGACGGCCUGGUGCUGCGCCAAAGGAAUUUAUGACUUUGGAAAAAUACGUAUGAAAUUACCUUAAUGACAUAUAUAUAGUUUUAGAGUAUAUAAUAUAUCUUUAGUUAAGAUUUUUUUUUCGUUUUUUAAUAACAAACCUCAACUUAUUCGUGUGUUCCUAGAUUUCCAUAUUUCCAUUUAUUCUCUCAUCCAAUUUUAUUUUAAUUACAACGAGGAUAGUAAUAUUUCAGCUUAAGUCAGAAUACUUCGAGGUCAGCGAUUGGUCUCCGAGGAUCAAACCAAGGUAGAAGUCUGGGGUUUAUUGGUCUUAAAGUAAAACAUGAGACGAGGUUGAAAAAUUAAUGUUAAAGCCGUGAAAAUGCUAAGUAUUCUCAAAAGUUCACAUAAUGUUAUUGCCUAGUCAUAAACCUUCUACUUCGCUGUUUGCUUUUAAAAUUUGGUAACGUCACCUGUCAGUUACGUUAGCAGUGAACCCCCUCCUAAGGAAAUAUCUGGAUCCACCAUUUACUUAGCAUAGAAAACGAGUUAUUGUAGUGACUCGAUAUGCAAACACGUUACUGGCCCACUUCGACGUGAACUGUGAUAGCAUGACAUCUUUCUUCAUGCAUGAUUUUAACCCUUUAAAUCCCAAAGUCUGAUCGCUAAUUCUCUCCUCUGGCUGCUACAAAUUUCCUUUUGAAUUAGUUACAAGAAUUUGGUGCAAGAUCAAGGAAACAACAUCUACCUGAUAAGUUUGAGUAUUCUCGAUACCUGUUUUGUGGAUAUAUGGAUAUUAUAGGGAGAAGUUACAUGUUCAUCACUUCUGGAAGUUAAAGUGUUAGGUCAUUUUCAUUAAGCAAGCUCUAAGGUCCGAAGUUCAUUAGAUGAUACGUGCAUCGGUGGAGUUCAUUUUUAUACUUAACUGUUUCGUUUUUUGCAAGCUCGUUUGAGGUGGCACAUUUUAGAAGUAUUCAUCAUUAAUGCUAUGGUUUUUUUUUUUUUUGGACAAAUAAUGUUCUUACAAAGAGGGGAAUAUAAACAAAGUUUUUCAAUUGUGUAAACUUAACACACUGUAUCACUGGGUGUGUCUGGGUAAAACAAAAUUCAAAUUUUAUCAAAAUCUGUACAUAUAUUCUAUUAUCAAAAAUGAUAAAUUAUUUUAACACUUUUAUCCACAUGGCUUGUUCUUUGUUUUCCAUAUGUAUCUGCUGAAAGUUGUCUCUUUUCCUUUAAAAAACUAUCAUCGCUGAUUAAGGGAAUUAGAUUCGACAAGAUUUACAACCGUAUAACGCGAUACUCUUGCAUACAGUACCUGGAUGAAAGAAAGCAGUUGAAACUAAUAGAUUACCUCUGGGACUUCGGCUAUGUUUUAGAACAGCAUGGGGUUAAACGGAGAUCUUUCCCGUGGUUAAGCGUAUCUUUUCCUGAUGGCCAUACAGUGCAUGCAGAUAUAAUAACUGAACACAACUACAUCUUAAGGAGACUUUCGAUUGCGGAACAAAAACGAAGAAAAACGCCGGCGAACGUCGACUGAGAAUAUUUUUUCGAAUUACUUUUACGCGAUGUUCGAAUUGCUGCCCUAUAAGGAAUUCACAAGUUGGUAACGAAAACAGAGGCUUAUACUUGAAAUAAACUUUUCCACUGGGAGUUAGAAAGCGUAGAAGGAGAAGGGAAUUGAAUUGGAUAAGGUUGCAUGUCUUGCAUUGUUAAAAUGAUUCUACUCAAACUGUAGACUACCGUGAGCCUACAAUCAUGAGGUCAUACGCGAGAAGUGACAGAAUUGAUGGUAGUCAGCAGAAGAGGUCCAAGCAAAAGAACUCCAACAUGGACGGCCACCAACCAGGUUGGUGAUUAUUGAACUAAAUCAACAUAACGAUGUGAACCUUCCUUCGCAAUAUUGUAAUUUUUAGUUGAGUGUCGAAAGUACUCCGGGAUUGCAUUGGUUUUGCUCUACUACG